AGAUCUUGUAUAUGAAUUAGCUGUUUAUGCAAAUGAAUGUUCUACCUUGUUGGAUCUCUCGAUAUACUUGAUGCAAUUUAUGUGCAAGGAGUUGAAAUACUUAUAUGUCAACUUUCUUAUCCUGGCAAGAGGAUUUUUUUAGGGAUGUAAUGCAGUUUUUGACCCUCCUCCGUGGACAUACUCGUCUCAUUCCUCAAGGUGGGUUAGCUGAGUUCCCUGAUGCCAUUCUCAAUGCUAAGCGCCUUGACCUUUUCAACUUGUAUAGAGAAGUGGUUUCACGAGGAGGCUUUCAUGUUGGGAAUGGCAUCAAUUGGAAAGGACAAGUUUUCACAAAGAUGCGUAAUCACACAUUGACCAAUAGAAUGACUGGUGUGGGGAAUACACUAAAAAGGCAUUACGAAACUUAUCUUCUAGAAUAUGAACUAGCUCAUGAUGAUGUAGAUGGAGAAUGCUUCUUGUUCCUUACUAAAUAA
Messenger RNA from Quercus robur (English oak), 473 nucleotides. RefSeq names its product AT-rich interactive domain-containing protein 4-like. The record is from RefSeq and is a predicted model, not a curated record. Lineage: Eukaryota; Viridiplantae; Streptophyta; Magnoliopsida; Fagales; Fagaceae. The transcript has 4 exons. Gene Ontology annotation, molecular function: DNA binding. The coding region runs from base 105 to 473 and encodes 122 amino acids.